This is a messenger RNA of Mastomys coucha (southern multimammate mouse), 3558 nucleotides long. RefSeq names its product testis-expressed protein 13A-like. NCBI's taxonomy places the organism in Eukaryota, Metazoa, Chordata, Mammalia, Rodentia, Muridae. The transcript is spliced from 3 exons. The record is from RefSeq and is a predicted model, not a curated record. The coding region runs from base 132 to 1382 and encodes 416 amino acids.
UCUCGGUUGGUGCCAUCUUCAGUGAGAAGCAACUGGUGUCGUGUCUCUGUCGCUGCUGUCUCCAUAGUGCACUUGGUUGACGGACUGGUCUUCUGACAGGACCAGCGGAGCCCCAAAGGCACUCAGCUGCCAUGAAUCCCGAUGAUGAUGCCACCAGUGGCUUCCGGCAUGCCAAGGUGUUAAUGUUCAUCAAGGAGCAAAUGGCCAAGCAUGCCAGAGGCCCCGAGUUCUACCUGGAGAACAUGUCCCUGUCCUGGGAGGAGGUGGAAGACAAACUCAGAGUCAUCCUGGACAGCAGCGAGGUGCCUCGGGAAGCUCAGGAAGCCUGUGCCUGGAGCAGCCUGGCCUUGGGUGUUCGCUUCGCUCUCCGACAAAGCCAGUUGCAGGGGCGCAGGGUGCAGUGGCUGCAUGACUUCGCCAGCCUGCACAGGUCGGCGGCACAAGUCUUGGCGUCAAACCUGAAGAAGCUCACAGACCAGCAAGAGAUGGAACGCAAGGAGGUGGCCUUCCAGCUUCAUUUGGCCCACAACAAACUCGCAGAGCUGCAGCGAGAGCGAGACCUGAUGAGACUGAAGCUCCUACACGCGGAGCUGAGGGCUGUUCCAGCUAUACAGAUGCCAAUUAUGACUAGUGUCCCUGCUGUUGCUGUUCUUCCUGCUGUUGCUGCUCCUCCUGCUGUUGCUGUUCAUCCUGCUGUUGCUGUUCAUCCUGCUGUUGCUGUUCAUCCUGCUGUUGCUGCAGCUGCAGCUGCUGCCACCACUGGAGGGGCACAGGCAGGGCCAGAGAUACAAAAUGCAGGAGAGAAAGAAGAGGUGACAGCUAGUCAUACAGCAAAGGAGAUGGAAGGGGCUAUAGCCAUGGCUGCCCCUAAGGCAUCCACAUUGGAGUCGAAAGGAAGCAUCCCAGAGCAUCCUGGAGCUGAGGAGUGGCAAAUUUAUCCCCUGGGCUUAGAGAAACAGGAGGAGGAGGAAAGGAAAUCUUUGGGAACACACACAAAUCCUGACUUCACGCAAUUGGUUCUUGGGUCCGCAGGCUCCCCACAACCUGUUAAAAUCCAACUCCCUGUCUCAUUUACGUAUUCAUAUGAAAGCCCCUUCCCUGUCACACCCACUCCAUCCCCACCACCAAGCACAAUCAUAGAACCUCAGAUGCCUCCCUACUUCAUGGCCACUGAUAUGAAUAUGUCCGAAGCUGAGGGCCCAACAGUGUACCUCCAGGAUCCCCCUAAAGUUAGCUAUGAUAGUGAACCCCAGCAGCAGAGAAAAAUAACAUUUUGCAUGCCUGGGAAUUGGGAUUGCCCUUGGUGUAAAUCUAUGAAUUUUUCAGGGAAGGAUGCUUGCUUCCACUGUGGGAGGCAAGGCUGGCUGCCAAACCCACAGUGAGUUUAAAAAAAUGUGAUACAGAACAGCAAUCUCCCAAAGGGGAGAUCAAUUUUCAGAGGUGGGAAAGGGAAGGGGGCUUCAUGGGAAUGGGAGGGGAGGGAUAGGGUGCAGGAAGGGCAAGUUUUGAUUAUUUCUUUUGUAGUUCAGAUUGUUUGCAUUCAGUACCUUUGAACUGCUUCAGUGAGUGUGUAUGUGUGUUUGGGUGUGCAUAUGUAUAUCCCCUUCUGGUACUGCGAAAUAUACAAUACACCACCCUUUCCACAUACCUAGGCUUUAAGAGAUAGGGCUAUAGUGGUUAUUCAACCCAUUCUAAGCCAAACAUUUUCAGGCUGGAGGAUCUAAACAGAAGUAGCUGUCUGAGAGAGGAGUGGGUGGAGUCAGUGGAAGUUGGGCCCAGGGUCAUAGCCAGUGACAAUGGAGGUACACCCCAUUCCUGGUCCUGGCUAAGGUAGGGAACAGAAUCAGCUGCUUUCUAGACAUUUUUAGACUGAUACUAGUAGGAGACUCCCAAGAGCUGACAAAUAUAAAGAGACACGAGGAGUUGAUCAACUGGCUUCCGAGAACUCAGCUACUUUUCAUUUCUCUGCAGUUGUGUUAAAUAAAGUUCCGUUUUUAUUUAAGUCACUUCUCCUUAAUUUUUAACAAGUAGUGUUCUGAGCAACUAUAUCAUUCUCAUAUCAGCUAACUUUUCUUUUAUAUCUUGAUUUUUUUUAUUAAAAAAAAAAAAAACAAGGGCUCAUAUGACCCAGAUUGGCCUCAAACGCAUUAUGUAGCUGACUCCAGAUCCUCCUGCCUACACUUCCCAAGUGUUGGAACUGACAGGAGAGUUGAAAAAGUGGAUAGCAAACAGUGGUGACUCUUUUAUACCAAGGCCCCAGGAAUAAACUGGAUAGGACACUUAUGUUCUGCAGGAAUUCUAUUGCCAGAAAUAGCUCAAACCUGGGGUGGUUGUUCCCAGGAGUGAACUGGAUAGGAGACUCGAAUUCCGAGAGAGUAAUAUCACAAGAAAUUAAAUAAUCAAAUGAGACCUGGAAUAAAUUAAUCUCAGGUUUAUGCUUGACUCAAGUUAACAUGGCAGAGAUCUGCCACCUGUAGGAGAGUUCUGAGAGACUACAGAGGAUGCUAGCACCAGGUACAAGCAAGGAUUUCUAUGAUUAUACAGGCUCUUAACAGAAAUCUUCCCUAGCCCCAUUGGGCAGAACCAGAGACAGAUCUGAACAGGAAACAUGCCAACUGCUCCAAGGUGAGUCAGCUACUGAGAGUACACAGAGGGUUUGCCAGUCCAUAUGGGCCAAAGCAUAGUGCUAGCUGGUGGCAUUUUCUCUUCCAAGUCAACAUCAUGAUAAAUGGAGGAGAACGUGGAUUUCAUAGGCUCUCAUAGGAUUUCAGUGUAUUCAGAAAGUAGAACAGAACUCUAUCUCAGUGGGAGGGCAGUGGUGGAGGAAGGUAGGAGUGGUGGGGGUAAAAGGUAGGAGGGGGCUCAGCCUGUUUCUCUCCCUUUAUGGCUAUAAAGUGUGUUGAGGGGAAUUAUAUGUGUUUUAGCCCUCAGGUAGAAGGAAGGAAAAGGACUAUCUGGACUGGACUGAGACACAACUGGAGGAAUCCUAUUUCCCAGAGACUAUAAACCUGGAGAAUAUGAAGCUGUUGUGGCCCAUGGGAAACCUGUAGCAUCAGAAAUGUGAUUUGGGGUUGUCUGUUAUUGGUGAGGAAACAGAUGCCUCCAAGAUUGCAAGCCAGAUCCCUAUCCUGCAAUUUUUGGAACACCUUUUUGGGCUUGCUGGAUUUGGAUAGUUCUUUGCUGUGGGUUAGGAGGUCCUGUGUACUGUAGGGAGUUCAGCAGAUUCCUAACCUCUACCCACAGUAUGUCCAUCUGGGUGACCUACUCCUUACUUCCUACUCCUGUUGUUUGGUGUAAGAUAAAAACACUUAAAAUUCUUAGAUAUCUAUAUGUAUGCUAUAUGUAAAUAUGUUACAAGUUUAUAUCUAUGAAGUCUAUAUUUCAGUAACUACUGAAAAAAUGGAAAAGACAUUUAGCAAACAGGCAGGGGAGAGAAGGCAGUGUGGUAUGUGGGUAUAGAAUACAAUACAGCAAAGUUUGAAAAAAAAGGUUUUUCUUUUUGUACUAAAGUGUUUUGAAAGUAAUAAGGUGUUCAUGAAAAUAAAAGCUAUUUACCCA